Messenger RNA from Alligator mississippiensis (American alligator), 15094 nucleotides. It is a transcript of the gene HIPK2, whose product is annotated as homeodomain interacting protein kinase 2. Gene Ontology annotation, molecular function: protein tyrosine kinase activity; transcription coactivator activity; SMAD binding. Gene Ontology annotation, cellular component: nucleus; cytoplasm; PML body. The transcript is spliced from 15 exons. NCBI's taxonomy places the organism in Eukaryota, Metazoa, Chordata, Crocodylia, Alligatoridae. The record is from RefSeq and is a predicted model, not a curated record. Gene Ontology annotation, biological process: smoothened signaling pathway; positive regulation of transcription by RNA polymerase II; intrinsic apoptotic signaling pathway in response to DNA damage by p53 class mediator. The coding region runs from base 453 to 4079 and encodes 1208 amino acids.
UCUCUCGCUGCCUCCGUCUCGCUCGCUCUCCUGCCUCCCGUGCAACUUUUGCAGACACCCCCAAGGCGCGCAGACAUGUUGAGCUGAGAGCUGAGGGGGGAUCGGCGCAGUCCCCCCUGCCCCACCCCCACGGGCCCAAACCUGGGGGCCCUCUAGCCACCUCCCCCCCCAACCCUUGACCUGUCCACUGUGCAUCGCCGCCCCCCUCCCCUCCCCUCCCAGCCCCUUCCUUUGCGGCGGCGGCGGCGGCGUUUUUGUUAGAUGGACAGGAGCAAGGCUGGAUGUUUCUGCCGGCCCCCGCGCUGAAGUGAGGCAGUGAUGCAGGAGGCUGGCAGCUUCGGCUCUACGGAGAGACACAGGCUCAAGAUGGCAGAUGGGUACUGAGUUUGGGGGGCUGCGAUCUCGCUUCAUCGCCGGUGUGGUUGCCAUGCAUUACAGACAUCCUCGCACCGAUGGCCCCCAUGUACGAAGGUAUGGCCUCGCAUGUGCAGGUUUUCUCUCCUCAUACCCUUCAGUCAAGUGCCUUCUGUAGUGUGAAGAAACUGAAAGUGGAACCCAGUUCUAAUUGGGAUAUGACUGGGUACGGCACACACAGCAAAGUCUACAGCCAGAGCAAGAACGUGCAAUCCUCUCAAGCAGCAGCAGCAGCAGCAGCAGCAGUCAGCGCUUCUCUACAGAUCCCCAACCCCAGCAUCCCCUACGAACAGACCAUCAUCUUCCCAGCAAGCACAGGGCACAUUGUGGUGACAUCUGCCAACAGCACUUCUGGUGUGGUUGCAGUGUCUGGGCAAACACUGGGUGGCCCACACAACCUGAUGCGGCGAAGCACUGUGAGCCUUCUGGACACCUACCAAAAAUGUGGACUUAAGCGCAAGAGUGAGGAAAUUGAGAACACAAGUAGCGUGCAGAUAAUUGAAGAGCAUCCACCAAUGAUUCAGAAUAAUGCCAGUGGGGCCACAGUAGCUACUGCCACCACAUCCACUGCCACAUCCAAAAACAGUGGCUCCAACAGCGAGGGGGAUUACCAGCUGGUACAACAUGAGGUGCUGUGUUCCAUGACCAACACAUAUGAAGUAUUAGAAUUUCUUGGCCGGGGAACCUUUGGACAAGUAGUCAAAUGUUGGAAACGUGGCACAAACGAGAUUGUGGCCAUCAAGAUCUUAAAGAAUCACCCUUCUUACGCCCGACAAGGUCAGAUUGAAGUGAGCAUCCUGGCCCGGCUGAGCACGGAAAGUGCAGAUGACUACAACUUUGUCCGAGCCUAUGAGUGCUUCCAGCACAAAAAUCACACUUGCUUGGUCUUUGAAAUGUUGGAGCAGAACCUCUAUGAUUUCCUAAAGCAAAACAAGUUCAGUCCAUUGCCCCUUAAGUACAUCCGGCCAAUCCUCCAGCAGGUAGCCACAGCCCUAAUGAAGCUGAAAAGCCUGGGACUGAUUCAUGCGGAUCUCAAGCCAGAGAACAUCAUGUUGGUAGACCCAUCUCGACAACCAUACAGGGUCAAGGUCAUAGACUUUGGUUCAGCUAGCCAUGUGUCUAAAGCUGUGUGUUCAACCUACCUUCAAUCCAGAUAUUACAGAGCCCCUGAAAUCAUCCUUGGUUUACCAUUCUGUGAAGCAAUUGAUAUGUGGUCACUGGGAUGUGUCAUUGCAGAGUUGUUUUUGGGGUGGCCUUUAUACCCAGGAGCUUCAGAGUAUGAUCAGAUUCGCUAUAUUUCACAGACACAGGGCUUACCGGCAGAGUAUUUGCUAAGUGCAGGGACAAAGACUACAAGAUUUUUCAACAGGGAUACAGAUUCACCAUAUCCUUUGUGGAGGCUGAAGACACCAGAUGAUCAUGAGGCAGAGACGGGGAUUAAGUCAAAGGAAGCAAGGAAGUACAUUUUCAACUGUUUGGAUGAUAUGGCACAGGUGAAUAUGACAACAGAUUUGGAAGGAAGUGAUAUGUUGGUGGAAAAGGCAGACCGGCGCGAGUUUAUAGAUCUGUUAAAGAAGAUGUUGACUAUAGAUGCAGAUAAAAGAAUAACACCGAUUGAAACUCUGAACCACCCCUUUGUCACCAUGACGCAUUUGCUUGAUUUUCCCCACAGCACACACGUCAAGUCUUGUUUCCAGAACAUGGAGAUUUGUAAGCGGCGAGUGAAUAUGUAUGACACGGUGAACCAGAGCAAGACACCAUUCAUUACCCAUGUGGCACCAAGCACAUCUACCAACCUGACCAUGACCUUUAACAACCAGCUGAACACUGUCCACAAUCAGGCCACCAACCUGGCUCCCACCUCUACCAGUGCCACUAUUUCCUUAGCCAACCCUGAAGUCUCCAUACUAAAUUACCAAUCUGCACUCUACCAGCCCUCAGCGGCGUCCAUGGCUGCGGUAGCCCAGCGGAGCAUGCCCCUACAGACAGGAACAGCGCAGAUCUGUGCUCGGCCUGACCCCUUCCAGCAAGCCCUCAUCGUCUGCCCUCCAGGCUUCCAAGGGUUACAAGCCUCACCUUCGAAGCAUGCUGGGUAUUCUGUGAGGAUGGAGAACGCUGUUCCAAUAGUCACUCAGGCUCCAGGGGCUCAGCCUCUUCAGAUCCAGCCAGGACUCCUUGCACAGCAGGCCUGGCCUAGUGGUACUCAGCAGAUCCUGCUUCCUCCAGCCUGGCAGCAACUGACCGGAGUAGCUACCCACACUUCAGUCCAGCAUGCAACUGUCAUCCCAGAAUCCAUGGCAGGAACCCAGCCACUGGCAGACUGGAGAAACACACAUGCUCAUGGUAGCCAUUAUAAUCCCAUCAUGCAACAGCCUGCGCUUUUAGCUAGUCAUGUGACUCUUCCAGCAGCCCAGCCAUUGAAUGUGGGUGUGGCUCACGUCAUGAGGCAACAGCCAACCAGCACCACUUCCUCCCGGAAGAAUAAACAGCACCAAUCAUCUACAAGAAAUGCAUCUACCUAUGAAGUGUCAUCAUCCCAGUCCGUUAGCUCUCCUCAGCGAUCGAAACGAGUGAAGGAGAACACCCCCCCUCGCUGUGCCAUGGUGCACAACAGCCCUGCCUGUAGCACUUCUGUCACGUGUGGGUGGGGUGAUGUGGCUUCCAGCACCACCCGGGAGCGGCAGCGGCAGACAAUAAUCAUCCCAGACACACCCAGCCCUGCAGUCAGUGUCAUCACUAUCAGCAGUGACACUGAUGAAGAGGAGGAGCAGAAGCAUGCACCCACCAGCACACUCUCCAAGCAAAGAAAAAACGUCAUCAGCUGUGUCACCGUGCACGAUUCCCCCUACUCCGAUUCCUCUAGCAACAACAGCCCCUAUGCAGUGCAGCAGCGCGGGGGACAGAAUAAUGGGAACACCUAUGACACAAAAGGGGUUCCAGAAACCCACUGCAGCGGGAACCCACGAACUAUAAUCGUGCCACCACUGAAAACCCAGGCCAGUGAGGUGCUGGUAGAGUGCGAUAGCCUGGCACCAGUCACCACCAGUCACCACUCAUCAUCCUACAAGUCCAAGUCCUCCAGCACCGUGACCUCCACAAGUGGUCACUCUUCAGGGAGCUCAUCUGGAGCUGUUGCAUACAGGCAGCAGCGACCAGGAGCACAUUUCCAGCAGCAACAGCCUCUUAAUCUAAGCCAGGCCCAGCAGCACAUCACAACAGAUCGCACAGGGAGUCACCGACGACAGCAAGCCUACAUCACUCCAACAAUAGCUCAGGCCCCGUACUCCUUCCCACACAAUAGUCCCAGCCACGGUACAGUCCACCCCCACCUGGCCGCGGCUGCAGCUGCUCACCUACCUACCCAACCCCACCUCUACACGUACACUGCCCCUGCUGCACUUGGGUCUACAGGCACCGUCGCCCACCUGGUGGCCUCCCAGGGGUCUGCUCGUCAUGCUGUGCAACACACCACCUACCCAGCCAGUAUAGUCCACCAGGUUCCCGUCAGCAUGGGCCCUCGAGUUCUACCAUCACCCACCAUCCACCCGAGUCAGUACCAGGCUCAGUUUGCCCAUCAGACCUAUAUCAGUGCUUCUCCAGCCUCCACAGUCUACACUGGAUACCCGCUGAGCCCCACUAAGGUCAACCAGUACCCUUACAUCUAAACACUGGAAUAAGAGAGAGACACACCCACAAAGAGGGAGUGAGGUGGCUGCUUUUAUAUUGAAGAACAUGACAAACAAACAAUGCAAUGAGAGGCUCCUGUGAAACUUGAACAAAGGAGUCUUUAAGGAAGAAAUGAAAGAGGCAAGAAGGAGAAAACUAAUUCUACACUUUUAUUUAAAAAAAAAGAAAAAAAAAAGAACUGAAAAAAAAACAAAAAUAAAAAACACAAAAAAACCAUUCUGCACCAAACUAGAGAGAGGGGAAAGCAGAGGGAUCCCAAAGCUGGGUCCUGUGCUUUGGAGAACUUCACCAAUAGACUUUUAAAGAUUAUUUUCAUCUGAUAGUGAGCUACAUUUAAUAAUUUGUUGUCCAGAACGCCUAAAACAAAAUCCACUAGGUUUUUAAUUCAAUAAAUAUAUGGAUUAGGGAUUUAUCCAGAAUUUUGAAGGGUUUAUGCCCCAUCUUUGCACUGUUCUCCAUAACCCUAAUGGUGUGUGAGGUGUUUUCUGCAGAGAAGAUAGAGGGAGGAGUGGGUGGGAGUGGCAGGGGGAGGAAGGGACCAUUUCAUCACUAGAAACUUCAGCCCAGCACUGAUAUGCUUAAAACACACACACGCAAAAUGGAACGACUAUGUGACAUUUGUCAAGAUCAGAAGCAAUGGGGCUAUUUUCCCCUUUCUCUGAGCACCCUGGAUAAAUCCCUGAGAAAUGUUAUUCCUAAAAAUCGUCUUUAAUAAUGUAUGUCGGAUUUCAGUUUCUUGAUUUUAUUUGGAAAAUUUAUUGUUAAUCCCUAGCCAUUUUAAUGUAGAAGUUUUAGCUGGCCCCCUGUCCCCAGGUAGAAUGUAGCACUAUACAGUACAUACACCCUUUUUACUAUUUUGUGUUGAACUUCAAUGAUACCAAUAGACUAUUCCUCAAUGUGAUUGCACAAAAAAAGUGAUAUAACAUAGGCAUGUAACAAAUGUGAUUGUCCAGGUAUGUAUGUGUGUGUGUGUGUGUGUGUGUGUGCGCGCGCAGAUGCUGCCUUCUCUCUGUGGUGUGUUCCUCAGCACAGCCAUUACAACUGUCACAGUCUUAGUUUUACACCAUUCCCUCGUAGUGCCUUACCGAACUACAGAUGCGGUUUAAGGGUUUACUUCCACUGGUACUCCUAGAAACUGACUGAGGCUAGUCGGAAUUUAAUCUCAGCUCUUCUUCUUUUGUUGUUGUUAUUGUUGCUGAUCAUCUAGUUAUUUUUUCCCCCAUGCUGUCAAUCUUAGAUCAUUUGCUAAUGUGCAGGUAUUAGGGAAGUUCAUGGGAGUUGGAAGGGCAUAUGCAUAAAUGUCUGUUUAGCAUAGUAUGGGCUAAAAGUGACCCUAUUGGUCAUGAAACCCAGUACAGCUUCCUGAAGGGUGAAAGAUUUCUUCUGUGGGUUGUUUUUCUUUUUUUUUUUUUAGUUUCUUGUUCAAAUAACAAACUUCUCCAUGUGAAACUUAAUUCUCAUUCUGCUGUUUGCUAACAUUUGUGUCAGAGUAGAAGGACAGAUUCCUCCAAUCAUUGCUGUGGAAUAUCAGGCACAUUAAAUAGUUUGUCUGGAGUGGGAACAAAGUUUUAGCCCAUUCAAUGGGGGAAUACUGGUCCCUUAAAGAAUUGUUUCACUAAAUCUCCACAGAUGGCAGGGAAAAAAAGGGAGCAAGAGCAUGAGAUAGAGAUUCAGUCUAGAUUGUCAGACUCAGGUUUUCUGAGUGCCGAGAGUAUUUUGAGACAUCAGGGCCCUACCCAAUGUAAUGUAGUUCUGACUGUAUUCAUUUCCCCUCUUCCUCAGCCAACUUGUAAAAACAAGUUCCUGUAGUGGUAGAACGCCUUUUCCACUUGGUAGAUUAAUUCUUACACUGGGUCCUCCGCUCCAAAGGAACUCUAAAUGGUCUUGUUUUCAGAUAGGUUUCCAAAGAGAGACUUUCUUACAAUUGAGUGAGUUGGGGGCAAAUCUCAUGGAUAAAAAUGGAUUUGCCACUGCAUCAGUACUUAGAAGUGUUUCUAGAAUACCCACAUCUGCUUGUGGGCUUGUUGGGAAGGAGAGAAGAGACCAAGAAAAGAGAGUUUGGUGGCAUACUUCCAUUAAAGUUCUUAAGUCUACAUGGCUACUCAGCGCCACAGCUCUCCCUGUAACUACAGCAAGGCAUGUUUACAUUUUUUUUAAUAUGCUGGACAAUGGCAGGUCGAUUCGGAGAGAGAGAAAGAAUGAUUCCCUUGGGUGGAGUUUAGAACAAAGGCCUCUCAAGAGGGAAAAUUUCAAGAAAAACAAGCAGAGCUGUACUAUCUUGUCGUGAGCACUUGCCCUCCCUGGAAGGGAUCUCACUAUGCAUAGAUGGUUGGAUAAAACUGUCUUCUUUUGGCAAGCCAGUUACUAACCUUUGCGUUUGCAUUUCAAAUUCCUGCGCUAUCCUUGCAAAGUUUGAUUUUCCCUUCUCUUCCUCAUUCCCACAAAGUACAUAAAGGAUCUGAUCUCUGAGCAGUCCAUGCACCUUAUGCCUUUCCAUUAGAAAGACAAUACUUUCCAUUUAUUUAAACCAGGAAAUGGAUUCCCCAUUCUCUCUGUACGUUUCCGUUGCAUUCCUCUCCUGUCCCAUCAGUUCAGGAAUGAAAGCUUCAUGCUGCUUGUCAUUAAAAGGAAGAAUAUUGUUAUUUUAUUGUAUGAUUGUUAUGAUUAUUAUUAUUUUAAUAUUAUUAUAUUUUACUCUGGGUUUUAAUUGCACACGCAUUCCUGCAUCUUUGUGUUAUUUUUUUCUCUUAGUGUUGUUGUUGUUGUUGUUGUUAAUUUUAUUGUGAAUAGUUUCUCUCCAUCAAUGGCAUCAGAAACUUUGCUGUGUCUGUGAGAAAUGUAGGAAGAGAGGGAAACACACAUGGUCUGAAAAGGUAAAUUGUGCUGAUAGCAUAGAUGGGGAACCAGGGCACACUGGCUGUGCCCUUGAGGGGAUGGCACAUUAUACUCCAGAGCAUGUCUGCGUUUCAGCACAGUUCUAGAAACCCUCACUUAGAGGCAGAAGUGAGACAGCAACUCAAAGUCAUUUCCCAGUGGCAAGAUUGGGCUGAAGGAAGACCAAGGCUGUGGGGCCAUAAGGUCUGGCUCACCAUCAUCUUACAGUAGCUAAUGUUGAUGGGACACUUAAAUCAGACCAAGACUCCAUACACCCCAGUCAUGCACUAGCCAUGACCCAGUUAGCCUUUUAAUUAAUCUAAGCCCAGGCUAAAUGUUAGGGCUCAGUUUCCCAGAGGGGAUAGCAUAGGGGUAGCUUCUCCUGGGGUAUCCUGUCUGCCUACAAAACUCUAAAAAGAACCCCAAAGGAGGAACCAGUGUGCCUCCCAGUGCAGUCACUGGAUAAAUGACACUGAGAGCCCCUGAAGGUGUUAAGUAGCUAAAAAUCCAGCAGCAGAAAUAAAAUGGUCCCGGCCUUGCUCUACCAUUGCUGAUGAUUCAAAGUAUGUCCAUAUGGCCAGGAUACUUGGCUCAUGGCUUUCUUCCUCCUCCAUAUAGCUGGUCUUUUUUCUUUUAAUUAUUACCUAAGGAAUUUUAAUAAGCUUUUUUUUCCUGCUGUAUGGGAUUCAGAUAUUUAAGCUUUCCAUUACAUCUCCCACCCUUACUAGAAUGGUGUCAUAGAGACUGAGUAAAGGCCCUGAUUCAGGACAGGUUUAUGUUCCUGUGAAGUCACUGGGACGUCAGCAUUUACUUAAUCAGGUCUUUGUGUGCUCUGCCAAAUCAAGGCAGAGUUAAAUGCUUAAGGAUUAAUGCUUAGAUUCUUUGGUGAAUGAGGUCUGACAGAGCAGGGAUGGGAGGAAAAGUUGGCUUCCCUCUCUCUCUGAGGCAUGUGGGAUUUUAUUUUUUGUGUGUUCUCAGCGCAUGCUCUUUCACAACAGCACACAUUUGAUUUCUCUGGGAACAGGGUGACCAUGAUAGGACGGCACCCUUCUGUGGUGGGAAAGGGUACAUUGCAAGGUGGAAGGGGCAGUGGUUUAUCCUGCUCAUGCUAGGAUUGCAGUCUUCAAGCUGUACCUGUGGAGGAGGCUGGAUUAGAUGGCCCUUGAAGUCCAUUCCUAUGAUUCUAGCUACAGACCUGAUCCCAGCACAGUCAGGAAUGUAUUGACUAGGGGUGGGGGUUGCAAUAAUAGUGAAUGUUGUCUGCAGUCUGAAUUGUAUUUAGGUUGCAAUGCUAAAUGAGGAUGAUGGGUCAGUAGGUUGGAGCAAACAAUACCUCUGCUCCUACUCCCCUUUGAAAAUAUGGUUUGGUAAAUAGUAAUACUGCUAGCCAAACAGGCAGACUAAGUUUAGAAAGGAGCCAAGUGCUUAGCAUUCUGUUGGUCCUGCACAAAUAAAAAUAGCUGAAUUAUUUAGCUUGCCUUUGGAGUUGAAAACAGGAUUGAUGUGUUUUGGAAUGAGCUUUGGGUUCUUUGUGUGUGUAGAGCAAACUGCUUGGAAACCUGAGGGAGGAGGUGAAUGGUUUAGUACUGGAAGUGUUUAGUGGUGGUUCAUGGUUGGCUCGGUGUAGAAGUGACCCCUUUCCCCAUUGCAUUGUCUUGGUGUACAGACAUUGCCUCUUACUAGAGCUGGACAUUCAAGCUGCUGAAACCUGAAUGUAGAAAGAGGUGGAGACACUAGUUAACUUAAACAGAAAGAGAAAACAAUGGAAAAGCUGGAACUUUUUUCACUGAAGACUGGUCAACUCCAGAUGUUUUAAGAAAACAGCUGCAAUUGCAGCUCACUCAUUAGAACUGCAUAUGCUUACACUGUGGCUGAAUUUGGCUUUCUGGGUAGGUUUUACUCUUUCUCUCUAGUAGUUCUUUCAUGAAGCAUUCAAGCAAAGGGAUGGUUCUAUCUCUGAUAUUUUUCUUCUUUAUAAUCUCAAGGAACUAUCCCUCAGAAUUUGGCUUGAAAGAAAUUCCAUUACUAAACUUGAAGGGAAAGUAAAACCCUUUUUUUUUUCUUUAACCAAAGAAACAUAAAAAAUAGAGAGAGACCUCCCCCCGCCCUCAACCUUACAGAUACAGAAUUAAGUCACUUGUCAUGACUGUCAGGCAAUAACAACAUCCUAGGGAAUUCCACAUUUCUUUCUACCUUUCAUUCUCUCUUCCUAGUUACUGCCACUUUUACAUUUUGAUUAGCUAGCUUGUUGAGUGGAGAAAUUCAUUCACACUAAAUAUUGCUGCUAUCCCGAACUUUAGGGGACAUCAAAAACUAUUCUUCUCGCUACUGCUAUUCAUACUAAUUAAAGUAUAUCCUGUCAGUGGCAGCAGUGCAGCAUUUAAAUUGUGAGGUGCAGAGUGGGAGUAAGUUUCUGUGUGCUCCUUGUGCUUCUGUAGCAUUUAAAUCCCCUGAGUUUUUGUUCUGUUAUGGAUCAAGACAGUGGUGCAUCUCCUGCAGCAGUGAAGCCUCUGCAAGGUUGGCCAAAAGCAAUGGAAUUGUUUAUGGUUUGUGAAAGACUUGUACAUGUUACUGUGGUUUGACAGUCAGCCCAAUAAAGGAAUCAUCUGUGCUGCCUACAGCCAAAUUCUCAAUACCUGUGUGCAAGGUCUGAGUAAUUUUUCUUGUUCAGGCAACAGGCAUCAGGGGAAAUAAUCUGCUCCUUCUAUGCAGAAGUAUUUGUGCCCUCCUCCAGCUGGGCAGUACAUUACAGUGUGCAGGUUGGGUCUAGGUCUCCAAGUUCUCUCUAUGGCCUGCCUUUGUGCAUUAAAUUGCUGUAGUUGCUCUGUAUUUAAGACCUCUUUACUUGUGACAAGACUGUGCCCAUGCAUCUUUAGUCUCCGAGUCCUUACGCUAGCAUGUUAUCUUUGAAGUUAACAGGACUUUUGCCUGGGUAUAGACCAAAUCAGGAACACAGGGCUGGGACCUAAAGUAUCAGUCACAUUGAGCAAUUUACACUUCAGAAUUUUAAAGCAAUGGUCAAAAAGAUUGUGGUAACAGUACUGAAAGCAAAGGUGUUUUGGCACCUUGCUAGAGUAAAUUUUUAGAGAGGCAUUCCCUAGGCUAUCCCAUUUUCUAAGUACAUGGCACAUCAGCCCGGAGGGCUGGAAGGACAGCCCUUCAAUAUAUAUCACUGUGUUCCUCCACCAUCCAGAGAACAGAGCAAAGCCCAGUGUAGAAGCAGCUUAAUUGAAGAAAACAGGUUAGAGCUAUAAAUAAGCUAACUAAGGACUUAACCCUGCUGAUACUUCUGCUCAUGAAUAGCUUUACUCCCAGUGAGUUCAAUGGAAUCCCCCAGGUGUACAAAUUUCAUAGAUUCAUAGAUAUAGGGUCGGAAGGGACCUAAGGAGAUCAUCAAGUCCAACCCCCUGCCCUGAGCAGGAGAGAAAACUGGGCUCGUAUGACCCCAGCUAGGUAAUUUUCGAGCCUCCUCUUAAAGACCCCCAAGGUAGGAGCCAGCACCAAUUCCCUUGGAAGUUGGUUCCACAUCCUAGCCACCCUGACUGUGAAAUAGUGUCUUCUAAUGUCCAGCCUGAACAACUAAUGUCUCAAGCAACUUAUGGCUGUUAUUCCUUGUUACUCCAGGAGGUGCACAGGUGAACAGUGUCUCUCCCAUUGCCUGCUGGUCCCCCUGGUAAGUUUGUAGACAGCCACCAAGUCCCCUCUCAACCUUCUCUUGUGAAGGCUGAUCCCGUAGCCUCUCCUCGUAGGGUCUGGCACACAAAUUUGCUCAAGUGUGUGAAGGAUUGAGCCCUAGAAGGCACAGUCUGGUCUGCAAAAGUAUAGUCCUUUCAAUGGAAAAGGAAACACACAGGUUAGGAGAGAAAUUUGAAUGUGGAAUUAAUCUGACUUUCCAGGAAUCUCAUGAGGCAUACGAUGAGGCUUUGAUUUCUGCAUCUGUAGAAUAAGAUUGAAAAUAACUUUCUCCUGUACGGGUUAGCUUUCUCCUUCCAGUUUCAGCAGUGCUGCUAUAACUAUUCAUGUGUGUUUGAAGAUAAAAGUUUUUGUUUUAAAUCUUUUGCUUAUCAUAGUUAAUCUAAGAAAGGCAAUACUAAAGGUAUAUUUUUUUCCAAAAAUGAUAUUUUUUACUGCACUGAUAAAUAUUGUGACAUCUCUGAUCUUAACUCUUUAGCUGUGAGGGGAAGUAUGUGCAGAUUCACUCAAACCUUGUAAAUACUUGUGUGUGGGUCUGACAGCCAGGGACUUUUUUUUUUCUUGCUUAAAAAAUGUUUCCUCGUUGAGACAGAUAGCAAUGGAGCAACAAUGCUGAGAGCAAAGGGAAAGCUCAUCCCAUUUCUAGAACGUAGCCAAGGAGUUUCUGCAGUGCUGGCACAGAGUUGAUGACAAUGCAGGUGUAUGUUGAUUUUUUUUCCAGCAAAUUGAUUGGAAGGGAGUAAGGAAGUUAAAGAAAAAACUUUGGUCUGGAAUUCUGAUCAGAAAUGUUAUUCGUCUGUUAUAUGGAGCCUCUUAGUUUUUUGUUUGCUUGUUUGUUUGUUUUUCUAUAUCAAAUGGUUCUAGGUUUGUUUGCCUGUGUUCUAGGUUACUCUAUGUGUGUUCUAGGCCUGUCUCUGUUCUAGAGCUCAUUGACUCCAUUGGAAGCAAAUCCACCUGAUCAGAAUUCUGGAUUCUGAUUGGUGUUCAAGUUAUCCUGGAAUUAUGGUGGAAUACCUUCGGUUUUUUUAAAGAAAGAUUUAGAUACACUUAUAUUACACAAACUGUGACCUAAUGGCAAUAAUUACCUCAAAUGUGGGCAUUCAUCCUGGUUUUAGCCUUUUUUGAAAACAUGUAGCCAGCUUGAACUUGUGAUUCAAAGACUAUAAACUCUGUAUGGGCGGAAUAAUGAUAAAUGCCCACCCUGGUCAUUGUUGCUUGAGUGAAGUCUGAAGACAGUGAUUCUAUUAAAAAAUAAUAAAAAAAAUUAAACCAAGGAAUAGAUUACUCUUUUAUGUAUUUUAAUCAAUUAUGAUGUUAAAAUGCACAUGUAAGUAUAUAUGUUUAUAGCUACUGUAAAAUGCUCUGGCCUUCUAGAAGUUAUUUAAAGAGUCACAUUUUAAACUAAUAUGAACUGAAUAAUAGACUAUGGCUACUUAAACAAUUUUCUGGCUACAUUUUAUAGUUAUUACAGUGUUUUAUAGUUUACAUUUAAACUGGUACUUUUUAAGGGAAUUUUGUUUGUAAAUGACACCUUUAAAACUCAGUACAGCUGCCUCUUUUUAAUUUUGCCCUUUUAAGAAAAGAAAAGUACAAGUGUGUCUUUAAUAUGUAUAUUCUGUUUUGAGAUAUAACAUAGUGUUGGAAAGUCAGUACUGCUCAAAGAAUCAAGCUUAUUCCAAAAUUUGUUUAAGAAACCACUCCACAUGUUUUGAAGAUUUAGCAAAUAUAGUCCGACAGAUGAGCUAUUCAUUUUUUUAAUAGCAUGUUUUAUAGAAACUCCUCGGGUUGAAACAGGGAGCACUGUACUUCUAAAUUAACUAUUCUAUGAAGGACCUUAAACUGGAUGAAGAUACCUGUAUAAUGAGAAUGAAGGAUAUUCAAAGGAAGGGAUGUGUUGUAUUGUUGAUAAUGUAUUCACUAGACUAUUGAUUCCUGAGUUAGCAAAAGCCUGGUUUGUUUUGAUAUUUUGUGACAGCCACUCAGAGGCAAUGCUGUAAUUUGGCUUUCAUUCCAUUCAUCAACAAGUGAUGCUGGCCACCCUAGGAACAUAUUGAACCAGUGAACUAAAUACAGAAUACACUGACCAUCUCUUUCUAACCUUAUUGACCAAUGGCAGCGUGUAUUGGUGCUGUUUCCUUGUUUUGGGUUGUAUUUUGCAUUUUGAUGCAACCCUUUUUUCAGUCUCACUUAGCCAUGAGUACCUGUCUAGUUCGGUUCUUGUUUUCUUUCAGUUGGGUACCCAAUGAACAAGGUGUAUAUGUCUGCUGGGCAAUGUGGUACUUUUAGCUAAUAAAAGUGCAGGAACUGAUAUUUUAAAAUAUUUAUAUCUGAAGAACUGAGCUUCCGUUGUGGGACUCUGGAAAGCUCUCUGCAUUUUUCAGUGAUGCCUGACACUGCUACAUUUGGUGAUCUUUGGCAACUGAAUGAGUUGCUGGUAAACAGCAAUCAUGUGUUGUGUUCCAGUAUUUGAAUUAAAAUCAAUGGCACAGCUCCUCAUUGACUUCAAUGAUUGAUUUCUAGCUCCUCCAUUAACUCCAUUCAAAGCCAUGGUUCCCAUACUGUAACUCCUGCUACCAGAGUGAUAGCUUAUCACAUGAUUGCUGUUUUGCCAUCAUCCAAGCUCAAUGCAGCCCUUAGGAUAACUGGAAAAUGUUCGGCCCCUCUUAGCACACAGUCGCACAAUCAACAAACACUAACAUUUUGCCACCCUCAGCAACUGCCUAUUCUGCUUUUUGUGAUAGGAAUCAGCCCUGGAAAUAGGCUCACUCAGUUGAAGGAGCUACUGAGUUUUUGGAAUAAUUUGGCUUGGAAUUUGUGAAGCAAGAAGGGGUUUCUAACACUGGCAAUGCACAUCCCUUAGAAUCUGAAUGGUUACAUAUAGCACCUCCGUCCUCAGAAAGAAAAUACAAUCUGCUACAAUGCUUCCACAUUAGGUGGUUACAUACAACACUUCUGUCUUCUUUGCUUUUCCCCCCCGUAUUUGUUUUUUUUUGUUUGUUUUUUGUUUUGUAUUCUUCUUGAAAUGAUACUUCCAUGGAUAUUCCAGGGCACAACCACUUCAGGUGUAAAAAAUAUCUCCUCAUCCCAUGUGUUUCACCAACAAAGUAAACAAGGCAUUUUGGGUACCAGAUUCUACUUGGGCAGGAUCAGAAUGUAGCCUGUAUAUUUUAUACCAAACCAAAAUUCUGAAAGGAGAGGAAGUGUCAUUAAUAGCUUUAUUAAAAGGAGAGAGAAAGAGAGAGAGCGAGAGAGAGAAAGAGAGAGAGAGAGAGAGAGAGAGAAAGAAACAGAAAGAGAAAGAGAAUGAAAGAGGGGCAUCUUGGAAGUUGAAGAAUCUAGAGUUAGGGUAGUUAAAUCAAUGGGUGAAACAUUUUUCUGAACAGCAAGAUCCUUUUGCAUACUAAAAGAAGGGAAUGUUUCAUGGCUUUUUACUGCCCACAACCCUAGUGUACUCUGGAUGGAAAGUGGAAGUUAACAUACACUGCGCCAAAAUUGUAAAGGGGAAGGUGCGGGGAGAGGGGAAGCUGUGAAAUACUAUCACAAAGGAAAGGGAAAAUAUGCCCUGGGCCCCCUGCCCCAACCCUCUGUCCUUAGAUGGUUCUUUCUCUAGAGCGUCAUCUUAGCCCAGUAACCCUAUGAAAGCCCUGAUUCUUUGUGAUCCUUCACUGUACGGUUUCUGUAAUAAGAGUGUUAAUCCAUGUUAAUCUUUGUGAAAAUUAUUGUGUGCAACAGUAUUUUCUUGUGUAAUGCUUCUUUCCUAUGUGAAUUGUCCCUCUCUUUUUUCCCUUUCUUUUUCUUUUUCUUUUUCUAUGCUUUCUUUCUAUUUUCUUUCUUUUUUUCUUUUGGUAAAUAUGUCCGUCUUUUUUUUUUUUUUUUUUAAGGAAAAAAAAAACAAACUGAUGUGUUGUAGACCUAUAUGUAACCUAUUCCUUAGUCUCAUAUUAUAGGUAUGUUAUAAGAAUGGAUAUUUUACUUGGCUUUAGAAUGUUUUACAAGAAAUCUAAUUCUUAACCAAUCAAGUUCUUGCUACUAAAAGAAAAUGCUUGUGUUUUUCAUCAUGACGUUGUGUGCUUCUAAUUAAUAAUCAUUUUCGUUGUAGAAAAAUGGAGUGAAUUUAUAUUAGUCUUGGAAACUAAUAAUAGCAUUGUAAAUUUAUGAGAUGAUUUUAACAGAAAAUACAUUAUAGAAGAAUAUAGUUAUUUUAAUUGUAAUAUUACUAACUGUAGGGUGAGAAAGGAGGUCCCGUUGUGAUGAACUAUGUUAUAGCUUGUUAUUCACGGUUUCUUUUUGAUCAUUUUUUCGGUCUCUGAGGUGAAACGAGUUAUUAAUCAAAAUUUGUAAACUCACAUAUGCAUAUUGUAUAUGUGUAGAAAUGUAAUCACACUUUGUCUUGGAAUUACAUUAAACUGUUUUAAGUCACUGCAAA